UUUUCAAAUAAAAUGACACGAGUCACUCUUACCUGUUCUUGUCUUUUCAGACUUCCACGUUCCAUCUGAAUACUUAACCAAUAUCCACAUAAGAGACAAGUUGGCAGCAAUUAAACUGGCACGGUAUGGCGAGGACCUGUUGUUCUACCUGUACUACAUGAAUGGAGGAGACCUGCUGCAGCUCCUGGCAGCAGUAGAGCUCUUUAACCGGGACUGGAGGUACCACAAAGAGGAGCGGGUUUGGAUAACGAGGGCGCCGGGCAUGGAGCCCACACUGAAGACCAACGCAUACGAGAGGGGAACCUACUACUUCUUUGAUUGUCUUAACUGGAGGAAAGUUGCCAAGGAAUUUCAUCUGGAGUAUGACAAGCUGGAAGAGAGGCCUCACGUUCCGACAACAUUCAACUACAACCCAGCCCAGCAGGCCUUCUAAGGCCCGACCAGUCCAAAAGGCUGCAGCGGUUCCUGCACACAACACUGUUGGUCCAGGAGAGGGCGCUGUGGUUCACAGAGCUCGGUUUUUAUUCCUCGAGGAUUUGACUAUCUUGACUGCGGGGGUCGUCGCCACCAUUAAAACUGCCCUGCCUUUCCAAAAUUACAUGCUGCCCAAAACACCAACACUUGUUCUGUUUUUAUUCUUUAUGUUCCUCCUGUUUUUUUGUCUUGUUUCCAGCAGGGUCUGUGUUAUGUUUACGUCUCUGAAUCUGAAGCCUGUUUUCUUUUAGAAAAGGAGGACGGACCAUUUUGGUACAGGACAGUGACAGAUCAAGGUUUACGCCUCGCCAAGUGUUAAGAACAGAAAAAGGCGAGGAAGUUAACAUCCUCAGACGAAAGUGAAAGGGUGGAAAAAGAAAUGCAAUGUUUAUUGUUGCACUAUAUUUAGUAAUAAAAGAACACAAAAUUUG
Molecule: messenger RNA, 905 nt
Organism: Notothenia coriiceps (black rockcod)
Lineage: Eukaryota; Metazoa; Chordata; Actinopteri; Perciformes; Nototheniidae
Product: CCR4-NOT transcription complex subunit 2-like
Exons: 4
Coding region: 158-433 (91 amino acids)
Biological process (GO): regulation of DNA-templated transcription
Cellular component (GO): CCR4-NOT core complex
Source: RefSeq, a predicted model, not a curated record